Onychostruthus taczanowskii (white-rumped snowfinch) is the source of this 1072-nucleotide messenger RNA. It is a transcript of the gene COPE, whose product is annotated as COPI coat complex subunit epsilon. Lineage: Eukaryota; Metazoa; Chordata; Aves; Passeriformes; Passeridae. Gene Ontology annotation, cellular component: COPI vesicle coat. The transcript is spliced from 9 exons. The record is from RefSeq and is a predicted model, not a curated record. Gene Ontology annotation, biological process: intra-Golgi vesicle-mediated transport; retrograde vesicle-mediated transport, Golgi to endoplasmic reticulum; endoplasmic reticulum to Golgi vesicle-mediated transport. The coding region runs from base 36 to 791 and encodes 251 amino acids. Gene Ontology annotation, molecular function: structural molecule activity; protein binding.
CGGCGCGGGCGCUUCCGGGGACGUGUCUGAGGGCGAUGGCGGGCGCGGCGCCGGCUGGGGAGGCGGACGAGCUCUUCGACCUCCGCAACAACUUCUACAUCGGCGCCUACCAGGCCGCCAUCAACGAGGCGCAGCGGGCCAAGCCCAGCAGCCCCCAGAAGGAGGCCGAGCGGGACGUGUUCCUGUUCCGAGCCUACAUCGCCCAGAGGAAGUUUGGGGUGGUUCUGGACGAGCUGCAGGGCAGCCCCAGCCCCGAGCUGCAGGCUGUCAGGAUGUUUGCUCAGUUCCUGGCCAGCGACAGCCAGAGCUUGGCCAUGAUGAUCCAGAUCCUGCUGAAGCUCGACAGACUCGACCUGGCCAGGAAGGAGCUGAAGAAAAUGCAGGAGCAGGAUGAGGAUGCCACCCUGACCCAGCUGGCCACAGCCUGGGUGAACCUGGCCGUGGGUGGGGAGAAGCUGCAGGAUGCCUUCUACACCUUCCAGGAGCUGGCAGACAGGUACUGCCCCUCGCUGCUGCUGCUCAACGGCCAGGCUGCUGCUGCCAUGGCCCAGGGCCGCUGGGACGAGGCCGAGGGGCUGCUCCAGGAGGCUCUGGACAAGGACAGCGGGCACCCCGAGACCCUGCUGAACCUGGUGGUGCUGUCCCAGCACCUGGGCAAGGCCCCCGAGGUCACCAAUCGUUACCUGUCCCAGCUUAAAGAUGCUCACAAAAACCAUCCCUUCAUCAAGGAGUACCAGGCCAAGGAGAACGACUUUGACCGCCUGGCCCUGCAAUAUGCACCCAGUGCCUGAGCCUGGAAAAUCCCCUUUGGGACCCAAAAAAUCCCCCUGGGACCCAAAAAAUCCCCCUGGGACCCAAAAAAAUCCCUUUGGAACACAAAAAAUCACCCUGGGGCCCAAAAAAUUCCCUUUGGGACCCAAAUAAUCUCCUCUGGAACUCAAAUAAUCCCCCUGGGACCCAGGAAAUCCCCUUUAGGACCCAGGAAAUCCCCUUUGGGACCCAAAAAAUCCCCUUUGGGACCCAAAAAAUCCCCUUUGGGACCCAAAAAAUCCCCUUUGGGACCCAAAAAAUC